This is a messenger RNA of Hypoxylon fragiforme, 3324 nucleotides long. RefSeq lists its product as uncharacterized. Gene Ontology annotation, molecular function: telomeric repeat DNA binding; protein binding; telomerase RNA binding. The record is from RefSeq and is a predicted model, not a curated record. Lineage: Eukaryota; Fungi; Ascomycota; Sordariomycetes; Xylariales; Hypoxylaceae. Gene Ontology annotation, cellular component: telomerase holoenzyme complex. Bases 1 to 3324 code for a protein of 1107 amino acids. Gene Ontology annotation, biological process: nuclear-transcribed mRNA catabolic process, nonsense-mediated decay. The transcript is spliced from 5 exons.
AUGUUCCCGAUAUCUUCUUCCCAGAAAGCUAACCCAGCCCAAAUCUCUACGGCGCACAUUCUGCCUAUCCCCUUGCCUCUGUCGAGCUAUGGAUAUCCUCCGAAACCUCACGCCCACUUCGAGUUCCCAAACCUACUCAUCGCGCCCGCCGGCGCCGGCGGUCUUUCACACCUGCCGUACGAUAUACCUACCUUGACUUUCUCAAACGGCCGUAUGCCGACACCGCCCAUGAUGGAGAACCCGCGAGACAAAGCUAGAGCGAGCUGGGUGGAUGCCCAGAAGAUUCGCGCCGAUAUAAUGGGGAAGAUUUCAAGUUCAAAAAAAGAGCGUGGUACUACGAAUAUGACCUCUCGCUUCGAAGAGGUUGAGCAGACCAUGGCUGAGUUCCGUCUAGCUUGCAUGAAUGUUAUCGCCCACGAUUUUGAGUAUGCGGCUGGUAAAAAUGUCGAGCCAUUUCUAUGGCAUGCCCACAUCUUUCUAAACGGCGAGUACCGAAAAGUCAUGAGUCGUCUCAUGUCACAGAACCAGGUCGUCGUGAGACGGAAGCUAGAGAAACAGUAUCGGGCUUUUUUGAGAACAUCUCAGUCCUUCUACCGUGUCUAUAUACAACAACUUUCUGGGCGCUUUUACAUUCCGGAGCUGCACCAUGCUGCCCGUGGCACAGACAUCGAGCCGACAGAGAAGCCCGCCCCCGAUUCGAAGCCCCCGUCUGAACUCGGCGCUCUGAUUUUGAAAUCUUGCCAGAUUACUCUAGUUCAUCUUGGAGAUCUAGUCAGGUAUCGAUGUCAGAUGUCGGAUAAGUCUUCGAACUCGAAUGUGAAUUUUGAGAAGGCUUUAGAAUAUUAUGGCCUGGCGAACACCAUUGAUCCAGAUGACGGCUCUGCUCACCACCAACUGGCCGUGCUAUACCAACUUCAGAACCGACAUCUCGACAUUGUCUAUCACUUCCACCGUUCUGUUUGCAUCGCGAAACCGCAUGAGCUUGGCAUUGCCAACCUUGAACGAGCAUUCAAAGGGCUAGAUAACGCACCUGCAGCUCGUAACGGUACUGCCAAAGAUCCAUGCCAAACUAUGAUCACUUGGUUCCUUCGACUGCAUGCGUAUUACUUUCAGGGGGAGCCCUUUUCCGCACAGUCGGAGUUGGAAAAGGAAGUGCUACAUCGUAUAGAGAUGGCAAUGAAGUCAGAUACGGACGAAGCUAUCUUGCGUAAGAUGAUCUUCAUUAACAUAUCUGCUUAUGAUGUUGCUCUCGAGAAAGUGAAAGCUUCCUGGACCAUUCAAGGAUCUCAAUCCGCCCAAUUCCUACUACGGUUCAAUAUUCAGACGAUUUUGGUGCUUCUCCGUCUGCUGAAGCUGGGACUUCUAGAUGAUUUCGCCAUACCCGUAUAUGAAGGGAACGAUAUGGAUGACGACGAAUGCCCUCUUCAAUUCAGUCAAACCUUGCUGAAACUUCUCCCCCUUUUCCGCCUCUAUAUCUCGUGGAUCUGCGUCUGUAGUGCUGAUAUCCAUAGUUACCGAGACUACCUCGAGCCGUCUGUUAGCGACGUUUACAGAACUCUUGCCGAAGUAUUAACUUUGCUUGGUGAGCUCACCGACAAGGCUGUCACUGUCACACCAUCGAAGUAUCUCCUUGUGGAAGAUACAGAAGCACUUGGGCUUAGACCCUUUCGCAAUCAGAACCUGCCGCUCUUUGUACAGACAAAGGCCUUCCCAGACCUGGAAUCGCAAGAAAACCCCAAGGCUCGUAAGCCUCGCCAAAGAGCAUUUGGCCGUCAGUAUCAACCUCAUAUCGAAGCCGUCUGGCGGAUGAGAGAUAUUAUAUAUUGUGGGAUACUCUUAGCUAGGAGUUCGAGUUACCCGCUAGCUCUAUCACUGAAUCGCCAAAAUCGAGAAGAUACUGAAACCGAGUGCUGGACUUUUACGGAAGAAGCCUCGCAACAAAUCUCUUUAGAUGAGAGGAGCAUGACACAUAUGCUUAAGAAGCUUGGGCUUGGUGAUACUGACGCUGCAUCGCAGAAUCCAGCGGUGCGAGGAUCAGACUCGACGCGCUCAGCAUUGAGUUCGAUAGAAUCACCACUGUCUGACAACAAUGGCGAUGGUAUGAGUUUUGGGUCUCCGCAACAGGACAAGGGAAAGUCCAUCGAGGAACAAGCACCAAGCUCACUACUUGACACCGAUCUGAGUGGAGAUAGCGAAAUGGUGAACAUGGUGAACAAGCUCCUGGAUCCUAUUGGUACUAGUAGACCUCAAUCGAGCCAAGCCCAAGCUGAUACAAUCUACGGCAUGAAUACGGCUACAGCCAAUGAAAUAUUUGGUCCAUUUGCCGCUGGAUCAGCACAAGGAUCAGCACAACCCUCUCCGGCAUCUAGGACCAUUCCUAAUCUCCCAUGGGAUUAUUUCUAUGCACCAACUCCAAACCGUUCGGAUAGUCGAGGAAACAACCAGCUGGCCUCGAAUGGUGAUUAUGUACCCAGAAGUGCCCACCGUCAACCCGAUGGCUAUAUCCCUCCUUCCUACCUACCCAGUGAACUCGAGGCAUCAUUGCCUCAAGAUCAAGUGAGUCUCCAUGCUGGCGGAGCCACCACGUACACAUCGCCGAGACUCUCCCAAGGUGGAUCAGUUCACCAUAGCCAUCAGAGCAAGGAUUCCCGUGAUUCGCUAGAAGUAUCUCGAAGUGCGGUUCUUGAUACACUGACCUCUGCUUUAUUUGCCCAACACGGCCUAGCCCCCAAUAAGGCACAGCAAUCUGAUGCUUUUACGGGCGGUAUGAGUGCUGGCUCCUUUAGGCCACCUGGAUCUACUCCGGGAAUUUCAAGGUCGCCGUACCUAACUGGAAAUUCUUCCCCUUACCUAAAUAGCAUUGGAAACAACCUAGGGCCAGGUUAUAUGGAGCGGUCGGCUGGUCAACGAAAUGUAUCGGGUCCUGGUCCGAUCGGGCAAGGUAAGCCGACUAGAAAGCCCAAUGGAUCUCAAGAUGCUCGCAACUACUCUCAGAAUAGUCCCAACAGUAGCGAAUUCGGGUUCCCUCCACCAGCGGGCCAAAGACCUUCACCUACUUUCGCACCAGGCCCGUUUCAACAGCAGCAUUCUCCGUGGGCCCCAGAUCCUAUAAGAAGCAGCUCCAGCUUCGGGUUUUCUCAUCCUAGCAGCCUUGACGGUGGCACCCCAUUCGGCCGACUUGGUGCCGUCCAAAAUAAUCGAGAGGAUUACACCCAUUUCCGAAAUCAGCUUCAAGGUGCCAUAAGCAUCGGUACUCCUUCGUACAACAGGCAGGCUUCGGAGUCUGCCCUGCUUAAAGACGAUAAGAAGCAGCGUCCAAAGUGA